Acinonyx jubatus (cheetah) is the source of this 5537-nucleotide messenger RNA. It is a transcript of the gene NR1I3, whose product is annotated as nuclear receptor subfamily 1 group I member 3. NCBI's taxonomy places the organism in Eukaryota, Metazoa, Chordata, Mammalia, Carnivora, Felidae. The record is from RefSeq and is a predicted model, not a curated record. Gene Ontology annotation, biological process: positive regulation of transcription by RNA polymerase II; negative regulation of transcription by RNA polymerase II; cell differentiation. Gene Ontology annotation, molecular function: nuclear receptor activity; zinc ion binding; RNA polymerase II cis-regulatory region sequence-specific DNA binding.
UCCAGAGUCUGCACCCUAUCUAGGUUGUCGCUGGGACCCACUGGAGGCCACCCACAACAGAAGUGCCUUGUUUUCCAGGCGUGGAGGGCCAUACUCCCUAACUCCAAACACUGGCAGCGUGGGAGUUUGGGGAGAGGUGUCCCACACCAGAUGCUGAGCCCUGCAGGUGACUGGCCCAAGAGUAGCAGGGGCCCGUGACGGCCACUCCAACGUCUGAAGCCAUGGCCAGUGGGGAAGACGAGCCGAGGAACUGUGCGGUGUGCGGGGACCGAGCCACAGGCUACCACUUCCAUGCCCUGACUUGUGAGGGCUGCAAGGGUUUCUUCAGACGAACCGUCACCAGAAGCACUGGUCUCACCUGCCCCUUUGCUGGACGCUGUGAGGUCAACAAGAUCCAGAGACGUCACUGCCCAGCCUGCAGGUUGCAGAAGUGCCUGGAUGAUGGCAUGAAGAAGGACAUGAUCCUGUCGGCAGAGGCCUUGGUGCUGCGGCGAGCAAAGCAGGCCCAGCGGCGCGCGCAGCGAGCACCCAGCCAGCUGAGCGACAAGCAGAAAGAGCUGGUCCAGACUCUCCUGGGGGCCCACACCCGCCACAUGGGCACCAUGUUUGACCAGUUUGUGCAGUUCAGGCCUCCCGCUCAUCUGUUCGUCCGCCACCAGCAUUUGCCCGUCUCGGUCCCCGUACCGCCUCUGCUGGCGCACUUCGCAGAGAUCAACACCUUCAUGGUGCAGCAAAUCAUCAAGUUCACCAAGGAUCUGCCCCUCUUCCGGUCCCUGCCCAUGGAGGACCAGAUCUCCCUUCUCAAGGGAGCGGCUGUAGAGAUCUGCCAUAUCGCCCUCAACACCACCUUCUGCCUCCAAACACAAAACUUCCUCUGUGGGCCACUCCACUACGCGAUAGAGGAUGGAGCCCACGUGGGCUUCCAGGAACAGUUUUUAGAGCUGCUCUUUCACUUCCACGGGACCCUGAGACGACUCCAGCCAGAGCCCGAGUAUGUGCUCAUGGCCGCCAUGGCCCUCUUCUCUCCCGACAGGCCUGGGGUUACCCGGAGGGAACAGACUGAUCAUCUGCAAGAGGUGACGGCACUGACCCUGCAGAGCUACAUCGAAGGCCAGCAGCCAAGGCCUGGGAGUCGGUUUCUGUAUGCGAAGCUGCUGGGCCUGUUGGCCGAGCUCCGGAGCAUUAACAACGCCUUUGGCUACCAAAUCCGGCACAUCCGGGGCCUGGCCGAUAUGCCACUGCUCCAGGAGAUCUACAGCUGAGGCCCCAGCCCAUGUGGACACACGGGACUGGGGAAGGGGGAAAUACUGGGGCCAGAGGUUGGGACCGGUAGAAAGGGAGCCCAGUGGUUGCAAUGAAAGACCAAAGCGGUAACUGCCCCUUCAUGCAGUCUUGGGGGCCGUGGGGGAUGACCACGGGGACAGAGUUGUUCUCCGGAAGCACAGAAAAUGAGGAAGGAGGGAGCCUCGGGGCGAAGAGGUAAACAAGCGCCUUCCGGGAAGUGAGGGGGGGGCCCACUUUCCCAGGGCAAAGAUUUAGCCCUUCAGCCCUCGGGAGACUCUGGGAUGGAAAACAGGACGGGGAGCUGAUCCCAUGCAGACUUUUCUGCUCUGAAGAGGAAGACGCUGGGAGCUUUAAUCGACAGGGAGAUGUAGAAGGGGGCGGGGGGGGGAGUGAGGGGAGAGAAGUCAGCCAGACAGACCCCCUAAUCCUUCUCCCUCGGUCCAGAGCCACAAGAGCACGGGAAGAGGACGCCGGUGGGGGGUGGGGGGGGGGUGGCAGAGGUCGGAGCCUCACGACAGCCCCUCGGCAGCCGCCCCUGCGGCAGCUCCAGUUCUGAGGAGGGCACGGCCCUGUCCCCCACUCUGCUCCUGGGACCUAGAGGUCACCCAGCAGGGUGGGCUCUGGAGAGGGGCCUAGUCUCUGGCCCUCGGGCACCUGACUCGGAGGCUCCAGCUUCAGCGGGUGCCGGCUCUGGGACAACCUCAGCCCACAGUGAUGCUGAACCCACAAUGGAACCUGUUGCGCCAGUGGUUGAGGAAGGCUCCGAGGGCUAGGGUGACAGGCAAGGGGGGCAUCUUCUUCUCCAGCACGGCACCCACACACCAGUUACUGUCCACCAAGCCUGUGGGAGAACGGAAUGUAGACCGGGUUAGGUAUUUAUUUUUUUAAUUUUUCUUAAUGUUUAUUUCUCUGGUGGGGGGGCGGGGCGAGAGAGAGAGAGGGAGACACAGAAUCCGAAGCGGGCUCCAGGCCCUGAGCUGACAGCCCAGAGCCCGACGCGGGGCUCGAACUCAAGAACCCCGAGAUCAUGACCUGAGCCGAAGUCGGAUGCCUGACCGACUGAGCCCCCCCCGACCUCCAAGUGCCCCUGGACCGGGUUAUUUAACAGGGUUGCAGAAAGGGGUCAGAAGUAAGGCAGACCUUCCCUCCCUCGGUCCCCCCAAGCCCUCGGCACCUGCGAAUGCCGUCCGAAUGACCCUCACCUCUAAACAUCAUGUUGGCCUGGGGUAGAGUCAGGUGGUAACCAAAGGAGAAGGUUGUGUCUUGUAGCCUCGUGUUUGCCUCAAACUCCACCCCGACCUGAACCUGAGAAGCAGGGCAAGGGUGGGAGAAGGAUCUGUCUCAGUGAGGCCUCGAGGAGCCCUGAGGGGGGACCCGCGGGAUGAAGGCAGGCGGGGGGCAACGUCUGUGCCGUGUGGGUAGGAAGAACAGUAGGCCAGCAGGGCCCGUGGCCGUCUGGAGGGGUCAGAGUUCACGACUGACUUGCGGGGGCGGAAGAUGGCGUCGGUAAUCUCACCUGUUCGUUGGCCCUGUGGUAAUAACUUGCAUGGGCCCCACCUGAUCCCACAUUCAACGUGGCCACCCAGUGCAGGGCUGUCGAAACCAAAGGGGAGGAGACGAGGGGCGUUACUGUAGCAGGACACGGGCCAGGAGCCCUCGCCAAGGCCGGCAUUUCCCCUCCCCAUCGCUGCUCCCCCCUCACCCCAUACCCGAGUACUUCCCAGCCAGGGUCAAGAUGGCCCCCUCUUCGCCUGGCCGCCGGUGAUAAACUAACUCUCCUCCCAGCACCAGCCGAUGGGUGAGGCUCUGCAGGAAGUGAGCGACCAUGAUCACUGCGGGGUAGUGGAGACACAUGGCAUCGGUCACAGGGACAACGUCCGGGCCUGCUCCGCCGCCCCGGCCCACCCAAGAACUUUCCAGUAACCGAUCUGCACAGACAACAACGACGAGGCCUAGCCAACGUUAGCAAGUGAUCAGCCAAGAUCAAAAGAACCCUGUCCCAAUUCCUCACCCGACUCCCCAAUCAGGUCAGGAUUCCCCAGGGUCAGAGUAGCUGUGUAAUCAUCUCCUCGAUACUCGCCAUCGAACUGCCACGUCAGGAACUUGGCCUGCUGCGUCUGCAGCGGGGAGAAAAAGGAGUGAAGCCUUCCUCCUCCUUUGCGGUCACUGGGGCCUCCGCUCCUCUCGCUGGAGCCCCCAGAGCAGGACACCCAUGGAGGAGGACAGGCUUCAGCGGAUAGAGGUCGGGAACAUGGGUCACCUGGAAGACAGCCUUGGCUCGGAGCCGCUCUGCCAGGAGGAGCAGGACCUGGGCGUUGAGGCUGCCACUGCUGUCCAUAUCACCUACCACGGUGGGGAACACCUGUUGGAGAGGGUCCCCAGUAAGACCCAGCUGGUGGGGGGCACCGCUCCGCCUCCAUCCAACUCCCAUCCAACUCGCUAGGAUUUCUUUAACAGUACCCAGCGCCCCCUGGUGGAGCCACAGAGAUAGACUUCUUCUCGCUCCACCUUUCCCCCCUCUCUCCCCUUCAGAGGAAACAUAGAGAAGCAGGUGCCCUGUACGCUCUUCCCCAUAACACACACAUUUCCUCCUCCUCUAGGCCCGAGUCCUGGCUGGGCUUUCAGGGAGAUGACCCCGGCGUGAGGAGUCCUCACCUCUGUGGGGCUAAGUUGCCAGUCCCCCGCGUAGGCCGCGUGGAGGUGAUAGCCUGGCAAGCCCAGAGCACUCAUAUGCACAGUGUGAGCCACCUGAGGAAAGAGAAGUCACUGGAGGAAAGCGCUCCUGCCGAUUUCAACCCCCUCCCCGCCAGCUGCUCCCCAGCCAGAUGGCCUUUUAAGAAUCCCAAAGAUUCCACAUAGCCAACAUCAGACAAAAAGCAACAAGUCCCACAGGCAAGGGAAGCAGGGAGAGCCCCACAUCCUCCCUCAUUUGUCCCACAGAGCCUGCUUAAGGCUUGAGUACAAAGGCCAGGAGGAGAGGAUCCAGGGAGAGGCGGGGAGGGAUAGUGAGGAGGGCCAGAGAAGUGGGAGCACCUGGAAAUGGCUGCUCAGAACCUUGUUGACAACGAGCUUCACUCCCUCCAUCUGUGCUGGGAACACAUCUGAAGGGGGUGGAGGGGAGGGGAAGGGGAGGAAUAAGCACAGACAAGGCACCCCUAUCCCCAGAGGUAAGUCUCCCCUUCCAAUCCCAUAGAAAGCACUUUGGAGGAUCUGACCUCCUUUCGAGUCCUAUCACGAAAUGCUCCACUCCAUUCAGGCACGGGAUCCUCCCAGGGGCUGGAUGCCCCGGCUGUGAUCUCCCUUUCCUGCUCCCAUCACUGGACACCCAGCAUUCAGGACCCUCCCCUGCUCUGCCCCUUCAACUUGAGACACCCACAUGCCAAGUUCUCACCUUUGCAUAGCCGGUGCAGCUCAUCGAAGCUCCCAGGGUUGGGCAGAGGUUCCUCUCGCCGGGGGCUCCGGCGGGGCAAAGCCCCCAUCGGUGCCAGGCCCAGUGUGUUCCCCAUUUCAGUCCAGAGGACAGGGGAGGGGCCGGGGUUAGCCUGAGAAAGGACGCUAUUGCUCCCUCUACCCCCCACGGGCCCCACCCCCCAUCAUCCGACUCCCCAGUCCCAGAAACUUCCACAUGGUCCGACGCUACACCUGGAACAGGAAGAGUGGGGAGAGGGCACCGGUGGGGAGACUGAACCCCAGACACCCCCACACUCCCGUCCCAUCUUUGAUCCUUCACCCCCACCUGUCACCCCCUCCCCUCCCCCAUUCUCUAACCCUAGCUCCCACACAGACCUCACCCAGCUUCCCAGUCUUUCUGCUCUCCAUUCCUAGGCCCCAAGGCGAAGCUUGCAAUGAAGCAGUAGCUCUUACCGUCUCAGACUAUCCUGCUGCCUCCUUUCCCCCGGCACACCCCGGUCAUCUUGAUGGGGGCAGCCAUCUUGAGUGAUGGCAGAACUGCGGCUUCACGCUGCAUUCCCAGCGUGGUCAUCCACGCCAUCUUGGAAUCGGGCAAAAAAAAGACAUCAAAGAUCCGACCGACCCUCCCUUGAUUGGGCCCCGCCCAAUCGAUAAAAAAAAAAAAAAAAGCUGCCUCCCUCUCCCCGCGGCCAAUGGGAGAGGAGGAAGCGAAGGAGUGGCAGACGCAGGUCCAAGGAGCUCCGACCCAGGCACUGCAGAGGCGGGCGGGACUUGAUUGGUAGCUCCUUAGACUUACUCAAGUGGAUGGCCUUAGAUCGCCCGGCGUCUACAAGGUCGGGGGG